Molecule: messenger RNA, 1074 nt
Organism: Gaeumannomyces tritici R3-111a-1
Lineage: Eukaryota; Fungi; Ascomycota; Sordariomycetes; Magnaporthales; Magnaporthaceae
Exons: 1
Coding region: 1-1074 (357 amino acids)
Source: RefSeq, a predicted model, not a curated record
AUGUCACUGUUUAGUUUCAUGAUCGACGGCUUAGACGCAGAUGACGGAUAUCGUAUGGUUGAAGACGAAUUCUUGUCAGUUGCAGGCGCAUUUACGGCCCAUCUGCACAAAGCCGAAUACCACAGGCUCAAGACCCUGACCAAGAAUAAGAACGCUGUGACGAUCCGGGCAAUAUCCAGGCCUGUGGUUGGGAGUAAGACGGAGGCUGUCAAGCAAUGCCAAGACGCUGCCGAGCUUGCCACGAGGCAGAAAGCGGGAAUCAAUCGAGAACGAGGCGAAAUCCCAUCAGAAGACGGUGACGAUGACGACGACAGCGAUGGUUUGGAAAAUCCAUGGGCCGGCACGGCGCUGCAAGGACUGAUGACCAGCGCCAGGCCAAAAGCUGUACCUCUCUCCUCCGUCAUUAAAGGCAGUGCAGGGACACACCCAGGACAACGGCGGGAUGUUGAUCACAGCUCUUCUUCAGUGGGCGGCAGCGGCACCAGCGGCAUGCAAAGCAGGUCACUAGGAGCCCCCAGCCACACCGGCAGCGCGGUUUCAUCUGCUAGGGGACGUGAUCGAGGGAAGCUUACCGACAGGCUGCGCCCAACCGACGUAGAGAGCGAUGAGGACCUCGACGCGCCGUCCUCAUUCAUCCCCGGCCGGCGGAACAUGCCCCAAUGCCAUGUGCCGGUGGCUGCAUCAGGCCCUCGGCUCCUCGCAGAUCCACUGUCUAUUGUCUCAGGGCCCUCGAGACAGACGCGCAAUCCUCGCACAGCCCCGUCCCCUAGGAACAUGCACGGCGCAACGGGAGGGUUGUCGACUCAUGUCCCCGCCCGCGUUCCGGCCCACGGAGCCCCACGGUCGUGGGCAGCUUCUUCCCCCCAGAAAAGAGGCCGUGCGGACAACGGAGACGGCUCCGAUGAUGACGGGAUCCUGCAACGGAUCCGGGAACGGAGAAAAAGCCGCAUGGCACAGUCAAAGCAGGAAACGCACAAGGACAAAGACGAGGAGAAAAGCGCCGGGCAAGUCAGGCCAUCCGCCAAUCAGGAGGGCCAAGGUGUUACAUUGGACUUCAUUCCGUCUUUUCUGUAG